Erythranthe guttata (spotted monkey flower) is the source of this 910-nucleotide messenger RNA. RefSeq names its product major allergen Pru av 1. Gene Ontology annotation, biological process: defense response; abscisic acid-activated signaling pathway. Gene Ontology annotation, molecular function: signaling receptor activity; abscisic acid binding; protein phosphatase inhibitor activity. Gene Ontology annotation, cellular component: cytoplasm; nucleus. The record is from RefSeq and is a predicted model, not a curated record. NCBI's taxonomy places the organism in Eukaryota, Viridiplantae, Streptophyta, Magnoliopsida, Lamiales, Phrymaceae.
AGACUUAAACUUUUCUUUCAACUAUACACAUUUGAAAGCUCACCUUCACCUAAACUUCCCACACAAAAAGAAUACAAAAAUAUAAAAUAAAAUAAUAAAUAAAUAAAAAUCCAUGCAAUAAAGUCUUUCUUCUUCCUCUCUAAUCAAACCCUCUCUGCAAUUGCAAGUAUUUGUCAAAGAAAGAAAAGAAAAAUGGGUGUUGUGAAAGUAUCUCAAUCAUUUAGAACAAAAGUAACCCCAAAUCGAAUGUUCAAAGCCCUAAUUUUGGAUUCACACAACCUCGCCCCUCAGCUUUUGUUCUCAUCAAUCAAAAGCAUCGAUUUUCUCCAAGGCGAAGGCGAACCCGGCACAAUCAAACAAAUGAACUUCACAGAAGCUAGCCCGUAUAACUACGUGAAGCACAGAAUCGAUGCAGUGGACGAAGAGAAUUACUACUGCAAGUACACUUUGAUCGAAGGGGAUGCUUUGAUGGGGAAGCUGGAUCAUAUUGUAUACGAAGUGAAGUUCGAGGCGUACGGAUACGGUGGAUGCCUUUGUAAGAUAACGAGCGAGUAUUAUACGAUAGAGAAUGUGGAGAUUAAGGAGGAAGAUAUUGAGCAGGGUAAAGAUAGAGCUAUUGGGAUGUAUGAAGUUGUUGAAGCUUAUCUCUUGGCACACCCUCAUGCCUAUGUUUGAAAACAAAUUUUUUUUCGAUAUUUUUGGGGGGAUUUUUCUCACGAUUUGUUCGAUCGUUUUGGAGGAGCUCGUUUUGUUUCGAUUAACUAUGUUUUUUUUUGGUUGUAAGUUGGCUGGUUGUAAUGAUAUUUUGAUUCGAGUUUGUAUGUUGUUAAGAAUGUGUAUAACUAGUGUUCUUGUUAUGAAUGUCAAUCUUGGGAGAAUAUUAUUAUUGAGUUAUGUUUUGCUAUUUUUU